AUGGCAAACAAAUUUGUUAACUUUGUUGGUAAGGUGAAGCCCGUGAUAAUAAUGGUGAUAGUUCAAUUCAUAGUUGCAAUGGUAAAUAUUUUCUACAAGCUGGCUGUGAAUGAUGGGAUGAGCGUAAGAAUACUGAUAGCUUACAGAUUUAUAUUUGCCACAGCUUGUGUGGUUCCAUUUGCCUUGAUCUUUGAAAGGACAAACAGACCGAAGUUGACAUGGACGAUUGUGUUUCAGGGGACUUUAUGUGGGCUAUUUGGGUGUUCUCUCUCUCAGAAUUUAAUGAUCGAAAGCAUUACCUUAACAUCUGCAACAUUUGCUACUGCCAUGGUUAACCUCAUUCCUGCUCUCACAUUCAUAUUGACUGUCUUGUUCAGGUUGGAGAGUUUAGAAAUCAGAAAAAUGUCUGGAAUUGCCAAGGUGGUGGGAACUCUAGUGAGCUUAUCUGGAGGGAUGGUUCUCAUUUUUUACAAAGGAAGUGAAAUUAAAAUAUGGUCAACCCACAUCAAAAUCAUUCAAAACAAUACACAUCACAUACAACCUUCACAUAAUAGCGUCAAUAAUCAAAUUCUCGGCUCAUUAUUGGCCGUAGCUGGUUGUUUAUCCAUUGCAGUUUGGUACAUAAUUCAGACCAAGAUGGUUGCAAGAUACCCUUGCAAAUACUCUGGCACUGCAUUGACGUGCUUCACAGCAUCAAUUCAGGCAACAAUCUAUGCCCUUUUCACUGAGAGAGAUUUCAGCAAAUGGAAACUCGGUUGGAACAUCAGGCUUGUUGCUGCUGUCUACACGGGAGCUGUGGCUACUGGAUUAAUGUUCGCAGUAAUGGCCUGGUGUUUACGAAUAAAAGGACCAUUGUUUGUUUCAAGUUUCAACCCACUUGCACUUGUGUUUGUGGCUCUGGUUGGCUCUUUGAUCCUGGACGAGAAACUGCAAAUGGGAAGCGUUAUAGGAUCGGUGUUCAUAAUAAUAGGCUUGUAUGCCGCGAUGUGGGGAAAAAGCAAAGAGACGAAGAAGACGACCCAACAAGCAGCAGAUUUAUCGUCAAAAAGCUCCAGGUCGAAGGUGUCGGAAAGUCUGGAGAUUGUUAUUAUAAAUCAGCCUGGAGAUGAUGAUCAAGUCACUAGUUCUAGUUCUAGUGCAAUUUUUCCAUUGGAUCAUGAACCAUGGGUUGAUGAAUACUCUACAUCUAGUUUGAGGCGUCCAUAG
Pistacia vera is the source of this 1206-nucleotide messenger RNA. Its product is annotated as WAT1-related protein At1g68170-like. The record is from RefSeq and is a predicted model, not a curated record. Bases 1 to 1206 code for a protein of 401 amino acids. NCBI's taxonomy places the organism in Eukaryota, Viridiplantae, Streptophyta, Magnoliopsida, Sapindales, Anacardiaceae. The transcript is spliced from 7 exons. Gene Ontology annotation, molecular function: transmembrane transporter activity. Gene Ontology annotation, cellular component: plasma membrane.